AUGGAGCAAAGAGACCAGAGUAAACACUGUGCUUUCCAUAGUGAUUUUGGUCACCUGACCAAUGAUUGCAGGAGCUUGAGAAGACAGGUGGAAGCGUUAAUAGCCAAGGGCGAGUUAACUGAGUACUUGAUUACCCCAGGGCAACAAAGGCAGCAAGAUCGAGCCCGAGCAAUUCCAAAAACCGUGGUAGAAAGCCAUCAUGUUCGGGUAAUCAACACAAUUUAUGGCCAUCCAGAAGAAGACGAGCAAUCGAGAAAUUCCUCCAGGAUCCAACUCAAACAAGCCCAUAAGCUGCGGAGGAUUGGAGAAAUCAAUACCGUUGACUGCAAACCCAAUCCAGCACAAGUUUCUUUUCAUAAAGGGGAUCUCAGAAGGGUGUUACACCCGUACGAAGACCCAUUAGUAGUUAGUCUACUAGUGGCCAACUGUCUGGUCAGACGAGUACUGAUUAACCCCGGCAGUAGCGCCAAUAUCAUGACAAAGUGGACGUUCGAUCAGUUAAAAUUGGCUGCAGACCAGAUUCAUCCCACUAAAAACCCUUUGGUAGGAUUCGAUGGAAGAAGAGUAGAGCCCACAUGUGUGAUCACGCUAUCAGUCACUGCUGCUAAAAGAUCUUUGAAAGAGAACUUCGUGAUUGUUGAUAUUCACCUGACCUACAAUUUGCUAAUGGGUCGAGGAUGGAUCCACUGUAUGGAAGGAGUCCCAUCAACCCUACACUAA
Cornus florida is the source of this 720-nucleotide messenger RNA. RefSeq lists its product as uncharacterized. The coding region runs from base 1 to 720 and encodes 239 amino acids. The record is from RefSeq and is a predicted model, not a curated record. Lineage: Eukaryota; Viridiplantae; Streptophyta; Magnoliopsida; Cornales; Cornaceae. The transcript has a single exon.